AUGGCAGGUGGAGGAGGUCAGCAGGAGGGGAGCAGGAGAUGGCAGGGUGGAGGAGGUCAGAUAGGUGGAGGAGGAGCAGGAGUGACAGGGUGGAGGAGGUCAGAUAGGUGGAGGAGGAGCGGAGGAGUGACAGGGUGGAGGAGGUCAGAUAGGUGGAGGAGGAGCAGGAGUGACAGGGUGGAGGAGAUAGGUGGAGGAGGAGCAGGAGUGGCCAGGGUGGAGGAGGAGCAGGAGUGGCAGGGUGGAGGAGGUCAGAUUGAGGUGGAGGAUGAGGAGCAGGAGUGGCAGGGUCGAGGAGGCUGUGGGGGUGGGGGUGUGAUGUGGUCAGCUGUGGGGGUGGUGAGGGGUGAUGUGGUCAGCUGUGGGGGUGGGGGUGAUGUGGUCAGCUGUGGGGGUGGGGGUGAUGUGGUCAGCUGUGGGGGUGGGGGUGAUGUGGUCAGCUGUGGGGGUGGGGGUGUGAUGUGGUCAGCUGUGGGGUGUGGGGGUGAUGGGGUCAGCUGUGGGGGUGGGGGUGAUGGGGUCAGCUGUGGGGGUGGGGGUGAUGUGGUCAGCUGUGGGGGUGGGGGUGAUGUGGUCAGCUGUGGGGUUGGGGGGUGA
Molecule: messenger RNA, 597 nt
Organism: Knipowitschia caucasica
Lineage: Eukaryota; Metazoa; Chordata; Actinopteri; Gobiiformes; Gobiidae
Source: the annotation of a GenBank genome assembly